AUGUCUUAACUUGCUUCUAUUGGUAUUGACUUUGGUAGUUAGAGAUCUGUGAUCGCUGCAGCGCUAAAGGGAGGUGUGAAGAUUCUAGACAAUGAAGGAUCACAUAGAGAAACAUAAAAUGUGAUAGGAUUCACACUAGAAGAAAGAUUCAUUGGUGAACAAGGGGCCUUAUAAUAAAAGUCUAAUUUCAAAAAUUCUGUUGCUUUUUUCAACAGAUUCUUAGGAUUACAUGGUGAACCUUCAUUUAGAGCAGAAGAGACAAAAUGGUUGACUGUUCCUACAUCUAUUAAUGAUUCUGGAAAAACCUUAUUUGAGGUCAAUUACCUUGGUUAAAAGACCACAUUCACUCCUGAGUAACUGACAGGUUCUAUGUUGAACAAAUUAAAGCAUGUUAUAGUUCACAAUGACAUAAACGUACAAGCAAGUAAUGUUUGUAUAAGUGUUCCUGCAUAUUAUACUGAAUCAGAGAGAAAGGCUUUGAUUGAUGCAUGCAAGAUAGCUGACAUUCCUUUAGAGAGAUUGCUCAAUGAAACUACAGCCAUUGCAAUUAAUUAUGGUUUAUUUAGAAAAGCAGAUUUGGAUGCUGAAAAACCAAGACAUGUGGCAUUUGUUGAUUUUGGACAUUCCAAAUUUUCAGCAUUCGUAGGUUCAUUCUAUAAGGAAAAGGCUUAGGUUGUUGCUCAAGUGAAUGAGAGAAACUUAGGUGCUAGAGAUAUUGAUUGGUUUUUAUUUGAAAAAUUCGCCACACAAUUUGAAUAACAAUCAGGUGGUCUAAAUGUAAGAAAAAAUCUCAAAGGAAAAUUAAGACUAUUGGAAUCUAUUGAAAAAGCUAGAAAAAUAUUGUCAGCUAAUUCAGAGGCUCCAAUUAAUGUGGAGUAUUUGGUGGAAGAUGAAGACUUCAAUACUUUAAUAAAGAGAGAAGAUUUUGAAUAGAUGAUCUAGCCAGUUUUAAAUUAGAUUCAAUAACAAUUAGAAUUUUUAUUCAAUUAAGUUUAGAAUUUGAAAUUGCAAUUACAUUCAGUUGAAAUUGUGGGAGGAGCAACAAGAAUUCCAGCAGUCUAAAGAUUAAUUGAAAAGAUAUUCAAAAUUGAAUAAGUAUCUAGAACUUUGAAUGCCAGUGAAUCCAUAUCAAGAGGAUGUGCAAUGAUGGCAGCAAUGAAGAGUCCAAAUUUCAAGGUAACUGAAUACAAAAUUGAAGAUUGCAACUAUUAUCCAAUUAGAGUAGGUUGGCUCUAUGGAUAAUAAUUAAGUUAAUAAGAUCAAAGCUAAGGAUUGGUCCUUUUCGAUUAAAAUAAUGCAAUUCCAUCAAUUAAGAGUUUCGCACUCUUAAAAACAGAACCAAUCGAAAUUUCACUAUUCUACGACCCUGUCCCUGAAGGCUCUUAGGCCAUUUUAUAAUAAAUUCGUAUUCCUCCACAAAACCCAAAACACUAAGAACAUUCAACUAAAAUCAAGAUCUUAUUGAAUUAAAAUGGAUUAUUACAAUUAGAAGAAAUUGUAUUGCAAGAAGAAUUUAUGGAAGAAGUUAAAGUGCCUAUUGAAAAGCCAAAACCUGCAGAACCACCUAAGCAAGCAGAAUAACCUAAACCAGCUGGUGAUGCCUAAUAAUAACAGCCAUAAGCAGCUGAACCUUAAUAACCAGCUCCAGAUGCUAUAUAAUAAGAAUAACCAAAACCAGAAGAACCAUAAUUUGAAAUCAAAUAAAAGAAGAAAACUAUUUAAACUUAAAUUAAUUGCGAAACUACUUCAUUAAAUAGUAUGUCUAAAAAAGACAUUGAUCAUCUGUUCCAAUAAGAAUGUGAGAUGUAAAAUUAAGACAAAUUGGUUCAUGAAACUCAUUUCAAAAAGAAUCAAUUAGAAGCCUACAUUUAUGCUUGGAGAGAAAAUGUCAAUAACAAGUAUGCCCAACACGUUAAACCAGAUCUCAAAGCACAAAUUCUCAAAGAUUUAGAUGUGUAAUACGAAUGGCUCUAUGGUGAUGGUCAAAAGACUACAAAGAGAGAGUACUCUGAUAGAUAUGAUAAACUCGUUUAAUUGUGUGGUCCAAUAGUUACAAUUGCUGAAGAGUUUAGACAAGUCCCUGAAACCAUUCAACAAGCAUUAUAAUAUACUUCCAAUUAUGAAGCCUUUGUUACUUCAUAAGAAUAACAAUAUGCUCAUAUCACACAUGAAGAAAGACAAAUAGUUGCAAAUGAAGUGAAUGCUUUCAAAUUAUGGUGCAAUUAAAUUUUGGACGCUUUAAGCAAAGCAGAUAAAACAGUCAGAUUUACAACUUCAGUUUAAUAAAUCCAAACUAAAUUUAAUGAAUUCAAAGAUAAAUGUUAACCAAUCGUACUAAAGCCUAAACCUGAACCACCUUAAGAGGACAAAAAGGUUGAGGAACCUCAACCUUAAUAAUAACCAUAAUAAAACGAAGCCAAUAAUAAUAACAAAAUGGAAACAGAAUGAUUUAUAAUUAAAUGUUAUUGUUGUUAAUGAGUAAUUCAAUAAUUAUA
Messenger RNA from Paramecium tetraurelia, 2495 nucleotides. RefSeq lists its product as uncharacterized. The record is from RefSeq and is a predicted model, not a curated record. Gene Ontology annotation, molecular function: ATP binding; ATP-dependent protein folding chaperone. Gene Ontology annotation, biological process: protein folding. Lineage: Eukaryota; Ciliophora; Oligohymenophorea; Peniculida; Parameciidae. Gene Ontology annotation, cellular component: nucleus; cytosol. The transcript is spliced from 6 exons.